Molecule: messenger RNA, 3510 nt
Organism: Zeugodacus cucurbitae (melon fly)
Lineage: Eukaryota; Metazoa; Arthropoda; Insecta; Diptera; Tephritidae
Product: barH-like 2 homeobox protein
Exons: 3
Coding region: 2461-3279 (272 amino acids)
Biological process (GO): regulation of transcription by RNA polymerase II; cell differentiation
Cellular component (GO): nucleus
Molecular function (GO): RNA polymerase II cis-regulatory region sequence-specific DNA binding; DNA-binding transcription factor activity, RNA polymerase II-specific
Source: RefSeq, a predicted model, not a curated record
AAGCCAGGCCCCUCUCCACCUGGUCCUUCCAUCGGAGUGGAGGUCUCCCUCUUCCUCGGCUUCCACCAGCGGGUACUGCAUAGAAUACUUUCAGAGCUGGAGCACUUUCAUCCAUUCGAACAACAUGACCUAGCCAGCGUAGCCGCUGUUUUUUUAUUCGCUGGACUAUGUCUAUGUCGACGCUCUAAUAAUAUAAAAAUCGGCUGCAAGAUCAGAACAUAUUUCUUUAAAAGCUAAGAGUUAGCGCUGAAUGGGUUAUGAAACUAAUGAGAAGAUUUUAAUUGAGUUCUGUACUUUGCAAAAGAAUUGUGAGCAUUUGAUCCGAGAAUCUGUUCUUUAUAUAACAUAAGCUCCGGUGAUGAUUAUGAAACUUAAAAAACGAUGAGAAAGUUAUGAAACUAAAAAGAAGAUAUCAGAUGAGUUCUGAACUUCACUUCAUCCGCUACAUCCUCGAAGAAACUCUUAGCAUAUCCGAGAUUGCGUUCUUUCUAGAACACAAGUCUCGAUGAUAGAUUUUUGAAAUUUAAAAGGAGAAAAGAGGUUUUUAAAUUCAAAGAAAAUAUCAGAUAAGUUCUGAACUUCAUUUAAUCUGUUACAUCCUGGAAGGAACUCUUAGCAUACGAUCCGAAAUUGUGCUUUUUCCAGAAAGGAAGCUUUAUGACGGAUUAUGAAACUAAGAAGACAAUUAUAGGGUUAUGAAGGGAGGAACAAGAUUUCUGAUAAACUCUGAACUUCACUUCAUUCGCUACUUCCUUGAAGGAACUCUUUAAUACGUUUACGAGAUUGUACUCUUUUCAGAACAGAAGCUUUAAUAAGAGAUUAUGAAACUAAGAAAACGAUGAAUGAGUUUAAAAUGUGGGAAGAAGAGUUCAACUAAGUUCUGAACUUCACUUUUCUGUUAGAAAACUCCGAGCAUACGAUCGAAGAUUGCAGAACAGCAGCUUUGGCGGCAGAUUAUAAUUAAGAAGAAGAUUUAAGGUGAAUUCAGAACUUCAAUUCUCUUGCGAGAGACCUUUGAGGAAACGAUCCGUGAUUGUGCUCUUUCUCCAGAACACAAUUUCCGUUGAUUUCGAUUGACUCCAGUUCCGACGUCCCGGAUAUUAAACUCCUUAGGAUGUAGUUUUAAUUUAAAGGAUUGACUAAAGAAGUUCCCAAAUCACGAAAUAUCGAAAAAAAGUUUCGUAUUGUCUGACCUCAUCAAAAUGACAAGAAAUGAACAAUGAAAGCUUUUCAAGUGUUAUCCUCAGUCAAAAAUUGCUGCCUAAUUAAGCGGCAUGCGUUAGCCAUUCGAAGCCAAAAUUUCUAAAGUUCAAAAACGACAACGGAAAUAUAUGUACGCUGGCAGAGUAAAACUUGAUGCGAUUUGCCUAAAAUGCUGAGAAAUUAUGCUAAACGCGCCCACACUCCAUAAGCUUACGAGGCGACUCGGUGAAAUAAAAAAGUGCAAACAUUUAUAAAAUCUACAGGGGGUUGUUAAAUGUGCGACCAAUCAGCGCAAGGCAAUGUAAUGUCCUCCACGGGACUUGUAGCAAAAACGAGUGAGUGGGUGGCGGGUUGUGUAAAAGUGCAAAUAGUAUAGCAGAAGCAGACGAGUGGCAUACUAAUAGCUUUGCGUCAGUGCAAGCGAGAGCGCAACGGUAUUUUUUCAAAAACAAAAUGGCCAACAUAUACCCAAUGUUGUUGUGGGUGGAUGUUGGAGAGUAAAAGUGUGUUAGUGUGUGAGAAUAAGCGCAUAAGGAUGCGUUUGAGAUGAGCAGAUGACAGCUGUCAAUAUGCGCGUGGCAGGAUGACAGCAGGCGUUUAGUAUAGCGUAGAGAGAGAGAAGAGUUUAUGUGUUUGUGCUAUUAAUGUGCGUUAUUUAUAUUAAAUAACGGUUAAAUGUGGUGCAGCAGCGGCGGGUUACUCACAUAGUGGGAGAUUUUUUCUUCAUACCGCGCUCUUAGCAGCCAACAAUUUGCAUUAAUUCAUUUUAUCAGCGACAGAGUUAUCAUAUGCACACUGCCGUUAUCCUGCGUACGUAACAUUAGUGUUUUAACCGUUAAACGGAUUAAACGGCACAAACAGUUGUCCAUUUGACUUCAAUUGCGACGGUUACGCGUUGUAAACGAUAGGAAGUUGUUUCAAGAAAAAAUUAAAUACAUUUUAAAUUGAACAAAUAAACGAACGGUAUUUGUAUUUGAAAAAAAAAAAUAUUGAACAGAAGUUUAUAAUCAAAUAAUUAUUUAAAAACUUCAUAAGAAACAGCAAAACACAUUUAAGUGCGGAAAUAAUUGAGUAUUCAUAAAAAUACUCUUAAUAUUCGUCGGUGAAAUAUUUCAAAAUUAGCUCAAGUAAAAUACUAUAAAUACAAAAACAACUGAGCUUAUUGUAUAAGUCCAGUGUAACAAUAAGUGAAAUUAACAUUUUUAAAUAAAAUUUGUGCGGAUAUAAAAGCAAUUUUAAACGCAUUUGAGCUUAAAAAUGCAUCAUCCGAGCUCCAAAUCGUUUUUAAUACGAGAUCUACUGGGCGAUUUAAUAAACCGACCGCCGCCGGACAGCGACUCCGAUUUAUCCGAUGAGAACUCCGAAAUCGACAUCGAGGAUCGUUCCUCACCCGAUUCCGACAUGUUUCACAAUCAUCAUUAUGCAACAGCGGCCAAUAGCAGUGCGCAACUACAUUUUAUGGUCAACGAGUCCAGCGUGGAGUCGAAUCAGCAUUCACCAAAUGGCGACGAACGCGGCACAAAACGCAAUUCGAGCAGUAACACCAACAGCAAUACAACAUCGAGCAAUAACCCACAGUUGGAUAUGCAAACGGCACACUUGCAAACACACGGUUAUGGUGGCAGUAGUAUGGGCGGCGCUGACCACAUGCAUCACAGUAAGCUGGGCUUAAGUUUGAACAAGAGUGGACGCAAGCCACGACGACGACGCACGGCCUUCACACACGCGCAACUCGCUUAUCUGGAACGCAAAUUCCGUUGUCAGAAAUAUUUAUCCGUGGCCGAUCGCAGUGAUGUGGCCGAGACGCUCAACUUGUCGGAGACGCAAGUGAAAACUUGGUAUCAGAAUAGACGCACGAAGUGGAAGCGCCAAAACCAAUUGCGGCUCGAACAAUUACGCCAUCAGGCGACGCUGGAGAAAGAGUUCGUUAGCGAUGGCGCCUCUGGCACAACGCUCGGCUGUUGUCCGACGGGCUUAUCGACUUUUAGCUCAACGAAUCCGUGCAAUUUUCUCACUUCCGCAGCGGCGGCGGCGAUCUUUCGAAAUGUGGGCUACGUCCACGGCUGCCCGCUGUAAGGCGGCCGGCGCAAUUAGUGAAAAUUCAAUUUAGCUAUGCGAAUUUUUUGUACUUUUGUGUUUUUGUUUUAAUUUGUUUUUGUAAAUAUGUGUUAAAAACUUUAAGUUGCUGUGCAAUGAACAAAAAUAUUUAUGCGAAAUUAAUCAUAAGAAGCGAAAAUUAAGAUCAAUGAAGAAGUAUUGCUGUAAUGUGAAGGUAAUAAAAAAUAGUUUAAGUGAAUAUAAAUUGAA